AUGAAGUUUUUAUCAAACCUGGUCAUUUUUUUGGUACUUAUCAUUGUUAUUGCCCAAGCAACCCCCCUUAAGAGAGAAAAAAAAUUAGGACCCGAAGUAUCAAUCUUGGGAGUGAGAUUUAAGGAUCUUUAUGCUGGACUCACCUCUACAAUUAAGAGUACAAAUUCCGUAUUCGACAAAUUAAUCCCAAGUUUUAAUGAAGCUGUUAAAGACGCCGCAAAAAAAGAUGGUACUAGUAAAGAAACCGAAAAAUGGUUAUUGGGUUGGAAUGAUAAAUAUGAGAGUCUUGUGCAUGAAGUAAAAAAGAACACAGAAGCUUUGGAAAAGUCGAUCGCUAACCUUGGCAAAGCAUUACAAAACUAA
Scutellospora calospora is the source of this 363-nucleotide messenger RNA. The record is from the annotation of a GenBank genome assembly. Lineage: Eukaryota; Fungi; Glomeromycota; Glomeromycetes; Diversisporales; Gigasporaceae.